This is a messenger RNA of Entrophospora candida, 2547 nucleotides long. Lineage: Eukaryota; Fungi; Glomeromycota; Glomeromycetes; Entrophosporales; Entrophosporaceae. The record is from the annotation of a GenBank genome assembly.
AUGGCACCAGUCACAAUUCAUAGAGUAGUGGUCGUUACGCUUUUUCUUCCUCAAACUGUAUCAUUUCAGGUUGCAAAUGACAAAUUGUCAAAACCUGUUGAUUUAAACCUUAUUGUUCCAAAACCUAACCUCAUUGAAGGUUUGGCUGCCAAACAUCUUAACCUGCCACCAACUCCUACUCCACGUGAAGAAGAUCCAAUAGACAAACUUUUUUCUCCAAAACCUGAUCAACUAAAUCCUUUAGCUCAAAAACCUCCUAGACCUCCUUUGACUCAACCUCGUAGUCGGGCUCAACGUCAAGACUCGGGAAGUAAAAAUCAACAAGAUCAAAGGGAUUUUUCCGUCCUUAAGCCCAGAAGACGUCGGUCACUUAGUAAUAGUCGAAUAUUUGCUGAGGCUCCUUGGACUUUUGAGCCAGGUCCACAAGGAAACAUUGGUUUGCAAAAUGCUAUAAAAACGAUUGAAAAUAAUUUGGUGAAACGUAUUUGGGUUGGUACAUUGGGUAUGCCAACUGAUGCUCUCACUGUGCGAACACGUGAAGAAAUUAAGCAGAAAUUACUGCAAGAACAUGAUUCAGUUCUUGUGUUAGUUGAAGAUCAUGAAUUUGAAGGACAUUAUAAUCAAUUUUGUAAACAAGUUCUUUGGCCCACUUUUCAUUAUGUGUUACCAGAUAAUCCAAAAAGUAAAGGAUUGGAUGAACAAGAUAAUUCUUGGAAACAUUAUGUUGCUCUUAAUCAAAAAUUUGCAGAUUCAAUUGUUGAAAUUUAUGAACAUGGAGAUAUUAUUUGGGUAAAUGAUUAUCAUUUAUUAUUGGUUCCUGCAAUGGUUCGUAAAAGACUUCCUAAUGCAAUGAUCGGUUUCUUUCUUCAUAUACCCUUUCCAAGUUCUGAAGUAUUUAAAUGUUUACCUGUACGUAAAGAAAUUUUAGAAGGUGUUUUGGAUUCUGAUCUUAUUGGGUUUCAGACAGAAUCUUUUUCACGUCAUUUUCGAAAUACAUGCUCCCACUUGUUGUCAUUAGAAACCACGCCACGAGGAAUUCAACUUGAAAAUAAUUUUGUAUCAAUUGGCCUUUUCCCUAUAGGGAUUGAUGUAGAAAGUUUAAAUGAAAAAAGAAAAAACUCUGAAGUUAUUGAAUGGUGUAAAGUUCUUAAAGAAAAAUACCAUGGCAAAAAAUUGGUUGUUGCUCGUGAUAAACUUGAUUAUGUUAAAGGUGUUCGACAAAAGAUGCUAGCUUUUGAAAGAUUUCUUACAAUACAUACCGAAUGGCAAGAAAAGGCUGUCCUGAUUCAAGUAGCAACUUCCACUACUGAACAAAAUGAAUUACAAAGCCAAGUUUCCGAUGUAGUCUCUCGAAUAAAUUCAAAAUUCAGUAAUUUAGCCUAUCAGCCAGUUGUAUAUCUUCAUAAAGAUAUCACUUAUAGCCAAUACCUUGCACUUCUUACAGCUGCUGAUGCAUGUCUCAUAACUUCAUUACGUGAUGGUAUGAAUUUAACAUCACAUGAAUAUAUUUUUGCUGGAACAUUUGAUUACUUUAGUAAAGCUAUUCGGAUUAACCCUUGGGAUUAUCGAGAAUGUGCUGAAGCUAUUCAUGAAGCAUUGACAAUUUCUGAAUCAAAUGCUGAUGCUAAAUGGAAGGCUCUAUAUUCACAUGUUACAACGAAUAAUUCUCAACAUUGGGCCGAAAGUUUUAUAACUGAAUUGGAAAAGGUGCAUAGUGAUAUGCAAAGAAGAUAUUCAAUUCACAUUCCUCAUUUAGUUCCUAGAUCCUUUUCAAAUGAAUUUGCUACAGCAAAAAAAAGAUUGUUUUUAUUGGAUUAUGAUGGUACAAUUGCAGCAUACGAAAGAUCACCGCCACAAGUAUCGCCCUCAACACCAUCCGCUAAACUCAUUGAAGUUUUAACAAAACUUACAAGUAAUCCACGUAACUAUGUUUAUAUAAUGAGCGGAAGGACAGUAAAGAGAUUAGAGGAAGAUUUAGGUUCAAUACCUAAUUUGGAGAAUGGAGCUUUUUUGAAAUUAAUUGGUGAUAGACGUAAAUGGGAAGAAUUGUUCUCUGAUAUAGAUAUGAGUUGGAAAGAACAAGUUAAUGAGAUUUUUGAGUAUUAUCAUGAAAGAACUCCUGGUACACUUAUCGAACAAAAGGAAGUUUCAUUGGUUUGGCAUUAUAGAAAUGUUGAUAAUUUAUCAUAUGGUUCAUGGCAAGCAGCUGAAUGUCAAAAUCAUAUUCAAGUUUCUUUAGGCUUAAUAUAUAUGAUUCAUGCUAUCGCAGGAAAUAAAACUAUAGAGGUUAUGCCAAAAGAUGUUAAUAAGGGUGUUGCCAUAGCGCGUAUUCUUGAAAAUUUAACGCCAGAUUUCAUUUUGUGUAUAGGAGAUGACAGAACAGAUGAAGAUAUGUUUGAUUAUUUAAAUAGAUUAACAAACAUUAAAACAGUGAUAACAUGUACAGUAGGAUCUAAAAGUACCGAAGCAAACUUCUUUAUUGGUGGCGUGUCAAGUGUAUUGAGUUGUUUAGAAAUGUUGACUACGGAAGAAUUUAAUAUUAUUUAG